GAAGACACGACGGUUACUCAUUAACUCCAAUAGACUUUACACCCAUCCGUUAGUAAAGCCAUAAGAUAGCCGAUUCGCUCUGGAUAAAGUACACAGCCUGUAGGGUUUAGUUUGGCACCAGAUAGUGUUAAAAUGAGUGACAUUGAGGAGGACAAUGAGAUCUGCUUUUCAGUAAAGUUUCUGGGCCGAGUUGAGGUGGUCCGUCCUGAUGGACUACAGAUCCUGUCUGAAGCAGCUGAGAGCCUAAAGACUCCAGAUAAAUACUCCUCAGAAAAGGUAGCGAAGAAAAGCAAAGUCGAUGUCUUCCUGUCGCUGAGUGGGAUAGACAUCUUGGAAAACAAAACCAAGUUUUUGCUGUACUCGUGCCCUCUGUCCACCAUUUCCUUCUGUGCCGUCCUGCCAUCUUCACCCAAAGUCUUUGGAUUUGUGGCUAGACCCCCUGUAGCAGACAUGAACCACUGUUAUCUGUUCCAGAGCAAGAAGUUUUCUCACGUGCUGGUCUCAGUUAUCGGGGAUGCCUUCCAAGCUUCAAAAAAGGAGGAGAGCGUCAGGGGAGGAAGAGACCUGAUAGUGGAGGCCCUCAGACACAAGAAUAAAAUGCUGCAAAGAGAGAAUGCUGAGCUGAAGAGGGGGCUUGCAGGACAGACUAACCGACUCUAAUGCUACUAAUGUAUGCUGUUGCACUUAUACACACAUGCACACCAGAAAACACUUAAGGAAAGAUGUCAAUGAAUGCUGGAGUUGAAAAACAACACUUUAUUUAACACAUUAUUAGUAGUAGUAUUAAUAGCAAUAAUGAUAAUAAUAAAAAGAAGAAUAAACUUCCUGAUGAUGUGUUAUUACUCUUUGCAUAUUGAAUUAAUUCAUAGUUUUCAGUCACGUGACUGCCGCAGAGCCUGGUGGGCAAAACGCUGUUCCAACAUGGUGGCUAACACUGAAAAACUCCAUAGAGCUACAGAAAAUCUUUAUUUUUUACAACCCACAAGUGUUUGGAACGCCUCUCAAUUGAGGAAAAACAAAGAUAUAUAUAUAUAUAGACGGCCUUCAUGUAUACAAACAUUACAGGGUGCGUGUGCAUUCAGGGGGCAAAACUGCAGUUGUAAUCAACUUGUACAUUCUUGUUAACUAUACUCGAUCCCUGCAGAGUCCGACCACCAGAUACCAUUAUCAUAUGAGGUAUUAAUAUGACAUUUGUUUAUUAUUAUCACCUGUUAUGAAAUGGGUAGUGUUAGAUCAGACAUAAGUGUUGUUUGACUUGGGGGACUAGAGUCUGUUUGGUCGACACUCCGGUUUGAGUUCAAGUUAUGUGAGCCCCUCUUGAUUGGCCAUCGCCAGACACUUUUUCCUUAGCCAUUCCUCAACAGGUAUAAUGUUAAUAUAAAACUGACUUUGACUUUGGUCUUGUUAUUAGUACCAGUCACACAGCAGCUCUUUGUAUGUCGGGCAAUUAGUACAGCGCAACAAGUACCAGAGCUCCGCAAGAACAUUUAAGAAAAUGCAAAUUAAACAUUAGUUAAAUAUCUGUUAAAAAA
Molecule: messenger RNA, 1532 nt
Organism: Sebastes umbrosus (honeycomb rockfish)
Lineage: Eukaryota; Metazoa; Chordata; Actinopteri; Perciformes; Sebastidae
Product: PTB domain-containing engulfment adapter protein 1-like
Exons: 7
Coding region: 133-660 (175 amino acids)
Source: RefSeq, a predicted model, not a curated record